Molecule: messenger RNA, 3972 nt
Organism: Oncorhynchus kisutch (coho salmon)
Lineage: Eukaryota; Metazoa; Chordata; Actinopteri; Salmoniformes; Salmonidae
Product: feline leukemia virus subgroup C receptor-related protein 2
Exons: 10
Coding region: 852-2405 (517 amino acids)
Biological process (GO): heme export; transmembrane transport
Cellular component (GO): membrane
Molecular function (GO): heme transmembrane transporter activity; heme binding
Source: RefSeq, a predicted model, not a curated record
CGUUUUGCAUGGCCCUGUGGCCCGUCUCAGCGGAGUUUAAAUGUUUUAAAACAAAGGUGUCAAACUCAUUCCACGGAGGGCCGAGUGUCGGUGAGUUUGCGUUAUUCCCUUGUACUUGAGUGAUGAAUUAAGGUCAGUAAUUUGUAAGGAAUUCCUCACACCUGGUGGUCUUGGGCUGAAAUUGAAAGGGAAAAACAAAACCUUUGCAGGCCAUAGGCCAUCCAUGGAAUGACUUUGUCACGCCUGUUUUAGACCAUCCCAUUAUCGGUCCUUAAAGAAAAUCUCCACCCACCCGAGACAGCUGGCCAUGCAAAACGAACUGGCCCAUUGAUACUUCGCUCGACACUGAACAGAAUGACAUCUCCAUACAUUAUUUAAAAACAAAUGUUGGGCCACAUUUGUUGCCUUUGAACUCCUUGUGAAAGUAGGCUACUGUUUUGUCAACUUCAGCACAACGGGAACAGAAAAAAGUGCGCCUAGGCAGGCUACUUGUAAUGUAGUAAUGUAGUCUAUGAGUGACUUGUCUAGUUUACCAUUUGCAAAGCGAAUUAUCGAAUGGUUGUUUAGCGAACCGAAACGUCACAUUUUCAUCUCGGGGAAUGCCUUUACUUUAAAAUACUCAAUUUGCUAACGUGGCAUCACAUAGAGAUUGGUGUCGGUUGUAGUUUCUGAUUGGUGAACUUCGAGUGGUGGUGUAGCUGGUUUGGCAUGUGUCCCAAAACUAGAGUACUGUCAAAAGAUCUGGGAGCUGUCGCAUAGUCAAGCUGGUCCGAACUCUCACUAAAAUGUAAGAGAGAGGCAUACGUGUCUGUAUUGUAUUCACUUACCCGUCUUAGUUAGUAAACUUCAACAUGAGCGGCGAAAAUGAAAAACCCUCCUUGGUUUAUGGCGAAAUCAAAGACAAUCCAAAUGUGUUAGAUCUGGAAAAAAUUACAAUUAUGAAGUCUGCCGUUGACAGCGAGGACGUGCGCAUGGAGCACAAGAUACGACUCAACCAGAACGGGGACGAUACAAACCAAACCAUCAAACUAUACAAGCGGCGUUGGUUCAUCGUGUUGCUAUUCAGCUCGUAUUCUCUCUGCAACUCGUUCCAAUGGAUCCAGUACGGAAUUAUCAACAACAUUUUCAUGAGGUUCUACGGUGUAGAGUCUUUCACUAUAGAUUGGAUGUCUAUGAUAUACAUGUUGACUUACAUCCCCUUCAUAUUCCCGGUCACCUGGCUACUGGAUAAGAAGGGGCUCCGUGUCAUUGCGCUGGUGGCUACGGCCAUGAAUUGCGCGGGGACUUGGAUCAAAGUGACCAGUGUGAGACCCAACCUGUUCGCAGUCACCAUGCUCGGACAGUUCUGUUGCUCCCUUGCGCAGGUGUUUAUACUUGGGAUGCCGUCGAAGAUCGCCUCGGUGUGGUUUGGAUCGGAGGAGGUGUCCACCGCUUGCUCCAUCGGGGUCUUCGGAAACCAGUUGGGUAUAGCCAUUGGGUUCCUAGUCCCUCCCAUCCUGGUGCCUAACGUUGAGGACAUGGAUCAGCUGGCCUAUCACAUCAGUAUCAUGUUCUACAUCACAGCAGGAGUUGCUACCCUGCUCUUCCUACUGGUCGUCAUGGUGUUCCAGGAGCGUCCGGAGCUCCCUCCCACCCAGGCCCAGGCCACAGCUCGCUGUAUCUCUCCAGAACAGUACUCCUACACCGCCUCCAUCCUCAGGCUGCUCCGAAACAAACCCUUCCUCCUCCUCAUCCUCACAUACGGACUGAAUGUGGGCUGCUUUUAUGCUGUGGGCACGCUACUGAACCGCAUGAUCAUCGAACACUACCCUGGUGAAGAGUUGAAUGCAGGGAGGAUAGGUCUCACCAUCAUUAUCGCUGGCAUGGUGGGAUCACUGAUCUGUGGCAUCUGGUUGGACAGAACCAAAACAUACAAACAGACUACCCUGACGGUCUACAUCAUGUCCUUCGUAGGGAUGUUGGUCUACGCCUUCACCCUCAGUCUUGGUCAUCUCUGGGUAGUCUUCCUCACCGCUGGAGCUCUGGGGUUCUUCAUGACAGGCUACCUGCCCCUGGGCUUUGAGUUUGGAGUGGAGCUGACCUACCCUGAGUGUGAAGGAACCUCUUCAGGCCUGCUCAACUGCUCUGCACAGGUGUUUGGUAUCAUGUUCACUAUCUGCCAGGGGAAGAUCAUAGAUAACUACGGGACGCUGGCAGGAAACAUCUUCCUCUGCGUCUUCCUCUUCAUUGGAUCGGUCCUCACAGGCUUCAUCAAGUCAGACCUGCAGAGACAGAAGGCCAACCAGUUAGCCAAGGCAGCUACUCUGUUCCAGGCGGAUGGAGAGCUCUCUGGUCAGCAGCAGGACUACGGGGCCACGGCUCUAAUCAACAAGCCAGACUGCCCUUCUGCUUCUCUUCAGGCUUGAUCACUAACCCAUAUACCCUAUAACCCCUACACUCUUAGCUCGAACAUCAGACGGGCCAAGGUAGGGGCACAGCCAACCAAUAAUCACCACACGCUUCCCUGUCAUUCUUCUCUUAGGAGUGAAUCCUAACUUUCCGCUUUUCCCAUUCGACAUCAGUGACCAAGUUUUAAGUUAGGAUUCUCUCUCCUGAACACCUUUCGCUUUUGACCAGGAACUUCCUGGAAGCUUUGUAGUGCAAAAAAAUCAUCUUUAAAUGUUUUGCUCCCAUUGGCUAAAAAUUGACUUUAGAUGAUCUAAGUGCUAGGAAGUUUUUGGGGAAAUUAAAAACUUAACCCUCAACCCCUCAUCUCAAUCCCGCUGUUCCAUUUUCACUUCCUUCUAAACUCUCCACGCUCCAGAUUACAUGAUUAGGGUUAUUUUCACCUACAGUAUGUUGAAUAAGAUGUAUGGGAUAAUCUUUUAACCUUGUGUUGUGCCUAGUACCUGUAUAUGUGUGUAUUUAUGUAGCGUGUUAUGUUUUUUUGUUCUUUUAGUUAUGUUGUGUUGCUAUGGAUACUCAAACAGUUGGUCUACUUGUAUUUCAGACUAAUACUGUUUUGCAUCAGGAUUUUAAAAAAUUCUGGUAACUUCUCCAGAUUUCCAGAAAUCCUGGUUGUAAGAUGCCUAGGAAUCAGAAGGGAAUAAGCAGAGAAUCCUCCAGCUGAUAUCUCUGGAAAACCUGGGGAUUCUGGGAAAGUUAUUAGAAUUUUGCAACCUUAAUCAGAAUAGUCUUUAGUUGGACUGUGAUUGGUGGAUUUGUUUUUGAUUGACAGGUCCCGUCAGACCCAGAGGAUGGGAACAUGUCUGCCCCCGCAGUCCUCGACGAAACCAGGUUUUAGAGGCGGACGAUCUGCUGGACACACACACACACACACAGUAAAUCACCAGUUUAUGACCACUUCCAUUUAACACUGGCAGCCCAUCAUUUUUUCACUAAUUGAAAAAGAUCUGACAUGAUUGGUCAAAAGACCAAUUAGUGCAGAGAAGAAAAAAAAUCAAUUGGGCUGCCUGUGGAAACUAAGCCUAAGUCUUCCACGCAGCCUAAGUCUUCCACGCAGCCUAAGUCUUCCACGCAGCCUAAGUCUUCCACGCAGCCUAAGUCUUCCACGCAGCCUAAGUCUUCCACGCAGCCUAAGUCUUCCACGCAGCCUAAGUCUUCCACGCAGCCUAAGUCUUCCACGCAGCCUAAGUCUUCCACGCAGCCUAAGUCUUCCACGCAGCCUAAGUCUUCCACGCAGCCUAAGUCUUCCACGCAGCCUAAGUCUUCCACGCAGCCUAAGUCUUCCACGCAGCCUAAGUCUUCCACGCAGCCUAAGUCUUCCACGCAGCCUAAGUCUUCCACGCAGCCUAAGUCUUCCACGCAGCCUAAGUCUUCCACGCAGCCUAAGUCUUCCACGCAGCCUAAGUCUUCCACGCAGCCUAAGUCUUCCACGCAGCCUAAGUCUUCCACGCAGCCUAAGUCUUCCACGCAGCCUAAGUCUUCCACGCAGCCUAAGUCUUCCACGCAGCCUAAGUCUUCCACGCAGCU